Ctenocephalides felis (cat flea) is the source of this 975-nucleotide messenger RNA. RefSeq names its product zinc finger protein 525-like. NCBI's taxonomy places the organism in Eukaryota, Metazoa, Arthropoda, Insecta, Siphonaptera, Pulicidae. Gene Ontology annotation, biological process: regulation of transcription by RNA polymerase II. The record is from RefSeq and is a predicted model, not a curated record. Bases 1 to 975 code for a protein of 324 amino acids. The transcript has 2 exons. Gene Ontology annotation, molecular function: RNA polymerase II cis-regulatory region sequence-specific DNA binding; DNA-binding transcription factor activity, RNA polymerase II-specific.
AUGUCUGAAGAAACAAAUUCAAACAAAACAAUUAAAACCGAACCGAUCGAUGAUUAUCCUCAAGUGAAACAGGAAUUUGAUGAUUGUGAAAAUACAUCAGAUUUCUGUCUGCAGCAAUUUCUUAAAUCCGAGGUUACAAUUGACGAGGAAAUCAAACUAGAGACGAUUGACGACCAAGAUGAUGUGACUAGUACAAACAAAACUGUAUUAGAUGAAAAUUCUUCUCUAUGUAAAGAAGAGAUCAGUGAAUCAAGUAUGAUAGUAGAUAGUACGAACAAAUCAACAGAACAAGUUUCAGGAAAUCGUAAGACAACUAGUAAGUUGAAAUAUAAAUGUGAAUCAUGCAGUAAAACAUUUGUAUCAAAACAAGGCUUACAAAAACAUGAAAUGAUUCACACUGGGGAACGCCCUUAUGAGUGCAAAAUAUGCAAUAAAAGAUUUUCACAGUCAAGUAAUUUAAGACAGCAUUUAUCAAUAAGUUAUUUAAGACAGCAUUUAUCAAUUCAUACUGGAGAAUGUCCUUACGUGUGCGAAAUAUGCAAUAAAACAUUCACGGCAAAAAAUAGCUUAAUCCGACAUGAAAUGAUCCAUACUGGAGAACAGCCUCAUGAGUGCAAAAUAUGCAAUAAAAGAUUUGCACUGAUAGGUAAUUUAAUAUCUCAUUUAUCAGUGCAUAGUGAAGAACGACCUUAUGAAUGUGAAAUUUGCAAUAAAAAAUUCAAAACAAAACAAACAUUAACUCAACAUGAAAUAGUACAUACUGGAGAACGCUGUCAUGAGUGUAAUAUAUGCAAUAAAACAUUUUCACAGUUAAGUAGUUUAAAACAGCAUUUAUCAGUGCAUACUGAAGAACGCCCUUAUGAAUGUGAGACAUGCAAUAAGACAUUCAAAACUAAACAUUCAUUAAGGCAACAUGAAAGAAAACAUUCUAUAGAGCAAACUGUAAAAAAACAGUCAACAAAACUGAUAAAUUAG